Molecule: messenger RNA, 2520 nt
Organism: Danaus plexippus (monarch butterfly)
Lineage: Eukaryota; Metazoa; Arthropoda; Insecta; Lepidoptera; Nymphalidae
Product: hemicentin-2-like
Exons: 7
Coding region: 402-1313 (303 amino acids)
Biological process (GO): synapse organization
Cellular component (GO): neuron projection membrane
Source: RefSeq, a predicted model, not a curated record
GCUUGUGUUCUCAACGAACAAGCCUGCGGGAUUUUAACGAUGUUUCGGAUUCCGAAACUCGCCCUUUCGGAUAAAUAGCGACAGUUAUUUCAUUCCAAGGCGUUAAUUUGUGUGUAUGUGAGACUACUAAAUACAAACAUUGAACAGAUAAAUCGAGAACAAUUCUAGUGUUUACUUUAAAGUUUAAAAGUUUUACAAACUGUUUGUGCGGACUUUCUUCUGAAGAAAGUGAAAAGUGUGCUGUGACGCAACGAACUAUUGUGUAAAAUCUUUUGUUACAUCAAUACGUAAGUGAAGAAAUGUAAAAGAAAAACUUUAAAUAGUUUUUAUUUUAAAGUUGUUAUAAUAAAAUUGUGACGAAAUAAUCGAGUGCUAACUAAUUAUGUGAAAAAAUAGCAGUUAUGUGGUUUCCGGUGCUCUUGUAUCUGCUAAGUAAAUCAGAACUGUCGGCGGGGGGCAGCGACACUACUGACCCCGAUGCCAUCUUCGCGGUUAACAACGGCACUGCUGCCACCGACACCAUGGUACAGCCACAAUUUGAUAAUGCGACGAAAAGAGAAUAUACCGCAGCCGUCGGCCAGCCUGCAUAUUUGCAUUGCCGAGUCAAAAACCUUAGCGAUCGAUCGGUAUCAUGGAUCCGGAAACGAGACCUCCACAUAUUGACGGUCGGAGUUCACACAUACAGCAGCGAUGCACGCUUCGCCGCCUUACACACCGACGGCUCAGAUGAGUGGACGCUGCGGGUGGCACACGCACAACCACGGGACUCCGGUGCUUAUGAGUGCCAAGUAUCCACUGAACCGAAGAUCAGUUUAUCAUUUUGGCUCAGCGUUGUUGUAUCAAAAGCCGAAAUUCUAUCUGGACCCGAGUUGUUCGUUCGUGCUGGAUCGGAUAUAAACCUCACUUGUAUAGCCAGACAUGCUCCCGAUCCUCCUAGUUUUAUCUAUUGGUAUCGGGGUGCGAACGUGGUGAACUACGCACAGCGUGGUGGAAUCAGCGUAGAAACGGAGCAACGAACUCGCACUAGUCGCUUGCUCAUAGCGCGAGCUUCUCCCAGGGAUUCAGGCAAUUAUACCUGUGCUCCAAGCAGUUCUGAUUCAGCGUCGGUGGUCGUCCACGUAGUUAGUGGCGAGCGACCAGCAGCAAUGCAAAGCAGCUCCCAGAGAAUUAUUCCAGCUCAUGUUACUUUAAUUCUAUUUUCUUAUAUAUUUAACAAACAAUUUGUCUUCGAUGUCACACAGAACAUUUUAAUUUCAGUAUAUCUUAUUGACUGUCUAGCUUCAAAAAUAAUACAUAUUCUUGAGUCUAGAUGACCUAAAUAAUCACAUUUAGUAUACGCAUGAAAUGCAUCAUAAUAAAUUAUAAGAAAUAAAGAAACGAAUUAUUAAUAAUACAUGCGUCUAUUCCACCGUCUAUCAUUAAAAUAUAAAAAUAUGCUACCAUACAAUAGUAGGUAAUAUUUAAUUAACAUUUCACUGUAUACUUGUUGCUCAUACCAAUAUAUCGAAUAUAAAUUUUGAUGAAUGGAAGUAAAUAGUUUGAAUUGAAUUUUGUAUAUGUGGUUGGUAUUUAGUAACAUAAACUCAAGUAAAUAAAUAUGAUGAUAUAAUAUAAACAAGUUUCAUCGUAAGCAUUAAAUAUUCUAUGUAUUUACAUUACAAGCAAAAUAACAUUAACAUAUUGAAUAAUUGAUGAUGCUUGUAAAAAAAUAUGGUCAUGUUUGCGAAGAAAGAAAUUAGAACCGAAUAAAUAUUAAUAGAAUAUGUUAAGUAUUUAAAUUGACCCCAUACAUUUUAUAAUACGAUUUUUCUUAAAAUUUUUAAAUAUUUCAUAAAUUUUUAAUUUUUAUAACGGAAAUAGCUUAUUUUUCGAAAUUCAAAUGAAUUUCUUGUUUAGAUGUUUAGUUUAAAAUCAUAACUCAAAGUAAAUAGUACGUUAAUUACUUAAGAUACAAAUUAAAAAUAAAUAUCAAUUGAAAACACCACUCAUGGCGAAAUAAAAUUCAUAUGUUGUGAACAUUAAGAUGGAGCAAAUGUAAAUAUGUGUUUUAAAUUUAUUAAAUACUAAAAAAUUAUAUGUACUAUAAGAAAUACUAUUAAUAGGACUGGGUUAAGUAAAAUACAACAACGUUGCUUGGUUAUAUCAAUAUUCAUGAAAAAUUAAGUAAUGUUCAUUAUUGAUGGAAUAUAAUUUAAUUUUAUGUUAGUCUAAAAAUGACACUAAAUUUCAAUUUUUAUUUAUAUGAUUAAAAAAGUGGGUCUUGAUGCAAAUUUUCCGGUCAAUGAACUCCUUGUAGGAAAUUUGUUUUCAGAAUAAGCAUAUAUGUUGGAUUCUUUUUAAGACAAUACGUAAGUUAUUAACAUUUACUGUAAAUUUCUCUUUUGUAAUUAAUGAAAUAGUGCAUAGAUAGAGUACGAUCUAAUAUUUUAAGACCUAUAACACAACUGCAUAAAUUACUAUACCAAUUAUCGUAACCGUAAGUUAUACUAAUUAUCUUUAAACCUGUGAAAAAAUUUGUAA